UUGCGUACCCGGAAGCAGUCAAUAUCGCGAAGCUAAAUGGUAGUUUGUGUAACGGUACUUAACUGAAAAAGUCAUAAUGAAAUAACUAAUCUGCGGUGCAAGUGUGCAUUGCAGGAGUGGAAAUGCAUGGAAGUACUGUCCGUUGCCACACCUCCCCAUGCUGAGACACUGUUUCUCGUUGUCCUCUUCUUCGAGAAGGAAACAAGAAAACACCGCUGAACUUGGAGGAAGUUUUAUCUGCUGCAAAAUGAAAGAUAUGUCGUUAGCUCAAACCUCCUCCCCUCUACAAUACAGACUUCCUGGACGCACGAAACUUGCAGAUUCUGUCCAAAGGAAGAAGGUGUUGAAUUACACUCAUCAUUUAAUUCACAGCAUGUUUAAGACUGUAUUUGCUUCUCUGCCAUGGCGACUGUAAGGAGGGGAGUUCAUAGAGCACAAAGUGGAUUAUCUUGAGAAGUUGCUGUGUAACCUAGAAGAGAAGUCGCUGUGAUUUGACCUGGAUUUUCUCAAUCGGUGCUAAAAUAGCUAGCCAGCUAGCGAAUUUAAUCGGACAAAUCCCUCUCUGUCUCUCUCCACACCUAUUUUUUGUGGUACCUUCCCGUUUCGCGGUAGCAUAAUGCAGUGUCGACGUGCAAAUAUUUAAAUUCACCAGGAACGAGGAAAAGCUGUCGCGCCCUGUUUGCUGAAACGAUAUUCGAGUUUUCCUGCGGUUACUUGCACUGUUAGUUUUAUCUGACUUAGUGAAGUAGCCCACUAGUUUUCAAUCGUUCUGUUUUAGUCAAAUACGCUUCCAGUUUGGAAAUGAACAAGCUUGUGUUCAUUCACACUGUUGCUGUAAUUUCUAUGAAAGUGGAAUAUUCGGAGCUGGCCUUUACGACAAGUCUAUGAAGUGAAGAAGGGAAAAGUGGGACACUAUGGCACUAUUUGGGCGACGGAACCGGUCAAAGUUGAUACUUUGUAUUCUUGCCGCUUUUCUUGUCGGCUACUUAAUCUUUCACAGAAACAAUGCAAAAGAAGUCGGAGUGGCGAGUAGACGAAGAGUGCCAACUGUUGGAUAUCCAGAGGACAAUGAACUGUUAAAAAGACCGGUUUAUGAAAAACCACCGUUGGAUAUGAGUGCUCUGGGUGAGAUGGGAAGAGCUGUAAAACUCAACUUGAACGGGGACGAGAAAAGAAAAGAAGAGGAAAGCAUAGCGAAGCAUCAAAUUAAUACCUAUGUGAGCGAUAAGAUAUCCCUUCACCGCAGGUUAUCUGAAAGAUGGAAUCCACUCUGCCGAGACCUGAAGUACAGCUACGCGAGCCUCCCGUCUACUUCGGUGGUGAUCGCCUUCUACAAUGAGGCGUGGUCCACACUGCUGCGGACCGUUCACAGCGUCCUGGAGACCUCGCCCGACGUCCUGCUCCGGGAGGUCAUCCUCGUCGACGACUACAGCGACAGAGAUCACCUGAAGCAGCGGCUGGAGGACUACGUCUCGGGCCUGCGGAAGGUGCGCCUGAUCCGCGCGCGCAAGCGGGAGGGCCUGGUGCGCGCGCGGCUCCUCGGGGCGUCCAUCGCCACCGGCGACGUGCUCACCUUCCUGGACUGCCACUGCGAGUGCCACGAGGGCUGGCUGGAGCCGCUGCUGCACAGAAUUAAGGAAGAGGAGACGGCGGUGGUGUGUCCUGUCAUCGACGUCAUCGACUGGAACACCUUCCAGUACCUGGGGAACCCUGGGGAGCCCCAGAUCGGGGGGUUCGACUGGAGGCUGGUCUUCACCUGGCACACCGUCCCGGAGUACGAGCAGAAGAGGCGGAAGUCUCCCACCGAUGUCAUCAGGUCUCCCACCAUGGCCGGAGGUCUGUUCGCGGUCAGUAAGACCUACUUCCAGUACCUGGGCACCUACGACACGGGGAUGGAGGUGUGGGGCGGAGAGAACCUGGAGUUCUCUUUCAGGAUCUGGCAGUGCGGGGGCAGCCUGGAGAUCCACCCCUGCUCCCACGUGGGGCACGUCUUCCCGAAAAAGGCCCCCUACUCCCGCAGCAAGGCCCUGGCCAACAGCGUGCGUGCCGCCGAGGUCUGGAUGGACGGCUACAAGGAGCUGUACUACCACCGCAACCCCCACGCCCGCCUGGAGGCCUACGGAGACGUGAAGGACCGGCGGAAACUCAGAGAGAAGUUGGGCUGCAAGGACUUCAAGUGGUUCCUGGAGAACGUCUAUCCCGACAUUCAGGUCCCUGAGGACCGGCCUGGGAUGUUUGGGAUGCUGAAGAACAGAGGGAUGGAAAACUACUGCUUUGACUACAACCCGCCAGAUGAGAACAAAGUAGUGGGCCACAGGAUCAUUCUGUACCCGUGCCACGGCAUGGGGCAGAACCAGUUCUUCGAGUACUCCUCGGACCACGAGGUGCGCUUCAACACGCGGCAGCCGGGGGGCUGCGCGGCGGCGGAGCCCGGCUCCGGGUACCUCACCCUGCGCCCGUGCCGGGUGCCCCAGCAGGCCGUGCCGGAGGACCAGAAGUUUGUCCUCAGAGAGGAUGGGUCCUUCUUCAACGUGCAGACGAAGCAGUGCGUAGAGGCGGUGGAGAAGUCUGACAACGGCAGCCCCGCCCCGGCCCUCCGACCCUGCUCCGGCUCCGCCCACCAAAUGUGGUUCUUCGAGGAGCGGUCGUAACCCAGCGGGGUGCGGCUGAACUGUGCGAUGGAGCGCACGGGCGGCCCCGUCCCGCCUCCCAGCAAACCCCUCCCCUUUAAGACUGAUGUUGAAACGGCAGCUCCGAGACCCACGCGCACCACUGUGUGCUACUGUCCCCGCUCCCACUGAGCUGUCCUGAGCACCGGACCGCUGCAGCUCUGCAGCUUACCGAAGGGCUCUGCGGAGGGUGUCGGCCUCCGGCCUGUCAGCCUUCAAGCUGGGACUCGUUUUUCACAGACUCUUCAACCACGAUUGGACAGUGACUUUUGUAAAGAGGUGCAGUGCAGGGUUUUUCUUUAGGGAUUAAUUACCUGGGUAACAGCAUUGCCCCUGGGUAACUGCAUUGCCCCUGGGUACCUGCAUUGCCCCUGGGUAACUGCUAUGCCCCUGGGCACCUGCAUUGGCCCUGGGUAACAAAAUUGCCCCUGUGUAACUCCAUUGCCCCUGGGUAACUGCUAUGCCCGUGGGUAACAGAAUUGCCCCUGGGUAACUCCAUUGCCCCUGGGUAACUGCUAUGUCCGUGGGUAACAGCAUUGCCCCUGGGUAACACACCAUAAGCUAUCGUGUUGCAGCUCUGAAUGGAGCUCAUGCUGUCCUUCAGUCACUCAGCUUGCCUGUGGAUACCCUACUUAGCUGCUCCGUGCUUCCAUUUGAAACCGUUUAUUUUUAUGAAGGUCGGUUUUCUCUCUAGCCCAGAACGCGUGGCAGCCUUUCAUUGGUAUUUUUGGCCUGCAGCGGGAAUACUCCAGUCUGGCCCUCAAGGUCAGCAGUGCUGCUGCCUUUCUCUUCUGCCUGAUAGUCCUCAGUCCAGUAAUAUCACUGCUUGGCCACAGAUUACACUCUCCCGGUGUGUUAGGGUCUACCCCUGAUUAGUGGGGAGGACUGAAAACCAGCAGUACUACUGACCCGAGGGCCAAAUUUCAGUAUCCCUGGCCUACAGUGUGAUAUUGGCCUGUGUAGAAGCAUCUAAUCACUGAAUGCAUUUCCUGUGCAUGCCUCUAGGUGGAGCCAAUGUCUCUGGUUUUGCUUGUGCCCUCCAUGUUAAUUUACUAGAUAUAAAUCACAGCUGUUGUUAGUGGUUCUGCUUCAGGUCUGUAUGACCCGACAUCUUCAUGACACCUCUUGAGUGACCCAGUUUUUUUCCUUUCUUCUUUUUAAUUUUUUUUACAGAAGUGAUAACUACUAAGUAAACCUGCUUAUUAGUGUACUACUGAACUAUCUUUAAGACUCAACAAACAGAAUGCACUUGGAAGUACACACGUACACCCCAGACCUUGGUACUGAGGAGAAACUUGAGUCUUAAUUAUUGUGAUGUAGUCAGUUAUGAUGCAUGUCAAGAUUUACGUGCAGAUUAUGAAAAUUGUUUUGAUGCUGUAGGAUAAAGUCACAAGUACUUUGCAAUCUGUACAAUGAAGUUCAAUAUUGCUUAAUAUUCUCAGAAGAGAAGUUGGAUGGAAAAUGCACAGCUUUCAGGUUUGGUCAAGGCUAUGUUUCACUGGCAGAAUCUGUUAAUUUUGUUUGACUAAUUAUUGAAUGUUUGCGAUUUGUCUUUUUUGGAGGCUUCAGUGAAAACUAACAUACUUGAUCAACUGCUUGUCCUAAUCAAUAGAUCAAUAAUUUAGAUAACAAUUAGUUAUUGUCUGUUACUUAGAUUUAUGAGCAUACUUUCCAUGCCGAUCCCAAAUUGCUGUCGUGCUUUACUGCAAUCACACUGAAAAUGAAGUGCCUAAUCUUUAUGGGUGUAGCUACAUAGUCCUUAUGUUUAAUUGCCCACAUUUAUAUGAAGUUCGCAGUUUUGUAUUGCACAAUACAAUAAAUAAGAACCAUUGAAUAUGCAGAAUAUUGGGCGCAAAAUUAAAUUUCCUGAAGGAAUUGCGUUGCUAACAAUUGAUAUGUCCAUUGAAAUAUUAUAUCUUGCUCGACAACUGUUAGGAUUCCAUGCACCACGUGGACUUGUGUAUGGUUGGGACAUAUUUGCACACUUUUUUAAAAAGAGGCUUUGCUCGUCAUAUGUAAUGCAUCUAGUGUUGCACAUGGGAUUCCCUGUUGGUUCUGCGACCAUAUGUACCUUGUGGAGCUGAAGAGAUUGAAUGACCCGCCUCAUGGUUAUCGCUGAAAAUAAUUCCAUAACCCAGGUGCCCCAGCCCCCCCCCCCCCUUCCAUUUCCCCUUCUGUCCUCUCCUCUCCCAUGGUCCUUUGCAUCACCACUUCCAGAGCCUCUGCUGACAUGUGAUUGGUUGUAUGUCCGUGUGCUCGAUGUGUCCGCGUGGCCCUUUUAUUGAAUGGUGCUAUUCAGACUGAGCGAGCCGCAGUGUCCCGUACAGUGGCAUGAAGCACAUUCUGAUGUAAAGCGGCACUUUGCGCACAACCGCAUUAUGUACCUGGAUCCUGAUUCAAUCUAGCUACAGUGCUCUUUUUGCUUGAAGCAAGGAAUGUAAGCAAGUUUGACCUUUCUCUAUGCAAUGCAAUGUUUUUUUUAAAUUAAAGCUGUGGACUUGAUUGUCCAUCCUUUAGUUGUUUUUAAGGUUGUACUGGCAACCCUAUGCCCAUACAAAUGUAAUGGAUGAUAAAAACUUGAUGUGUACGCUGGAAUCCAACCCACGGCGGAUUUUUUAUUCGCUUUUAUUUAUAGUUGUUAUUCAAGUUGCCUUAACCAACAUCAAGAAAAUGAAGGAUUUGGGAUUUUUUUUUUUUCCCUAAUGAAGAGGUUUAAAGUGUUGCUGAAGAUUUUCACCAUUUCGUGCACCACCGUGCGCACCAUUUUGUAACUCUUGAACAUGGAAAGACUCUCUUCUUCUAAUGUACCUUCUCUCGACAUUUUGAAUUUAACAUGAAUAAAAUUCAAAUCUCAAAUUAAA
Anguilla anguilla (European eel) is the source of this 5530-nucleotide messenger RNA. RefSeq names its product UDP-N-acetyl-alpha-D-galactosamine:polypeptide N-acetylgalactosaminyltransferase 12 (gene galnt12). The record is from RefSeq and is a predicted model, not a curated record. The transcript has 10 exons. Lineage: Eukaryota; Metazoa; Chordata; Actinopteri; Anguilliformes; Anguillidae. Bases 915 to 2651 code for a protein of 578 amino acids. Gene Ontology annotation, cellular component: Golgi apparatus.